Messenger RNA from Ceratotherium simum simum (southern white rhinoceros), 1403 nucleotides. The record is from RefSeq and is a predicted model, not a curated record. NCBI's taxonomy places the organism in Eukaryota, Metazoa, Chordata, Mammalia, Perissodactyla, Rhinocerotidae.
CCGCAAUGCAGGUGAGCCUGGUCGGGGCUCUUGACCGCUAUCUGGCUUCGGAUAACCGGACCGAGAGUGGGCUGGCUGAGGAGAGAGUGAGGAGUUGGGGCUGAGAGGAGGGAGCAGAGCCCGCAGCUGACGGAUGAGGGAACGCGGGAUGCGGGGCGACGCUGACUGGAGAGGGAGAGACGCGGAUGAGAGAUGGGGUGGAGCCCGGCUGGCAGGAGACAGAGAUGCGGCGAGGUUGGGAGGGAGGAGGCAGCACUGACUUGCUGGAGUGUGGGAAAGGAUCAGGUUGUAAUUUGGGAAGGUUGAGAUGCAAUCCAAGGCAGACGGCUCGGGGAACUGAUGGGCUGGCUCAGGCCCCGGCCUAGGCUGUUGGAUGGACGCUGUUGGAUGCAGACAUAACAGGGCAUCUGUAAUUGGAGGGAAGCCCGAAGAGUGAAAGAAUUGUGGGACCGCGGUGGCCGAAAGCUAAGAGGGAGGAGAAGCAGCUUGAAGCAUCGUUAGAUGCACUGCUGAGCCAAGUGGCUGAUCUGAAGAACUCACUGGGAGGUUUCAUUUACAAGUUGGAGAACGAGUAUGACCGGCUGACCUGGCCCUCUGUCCUGGACAGCUUUGCCUUGCUCUCUGGACAGUUGAACACUCUGAACAAGGUCUUGAAGCAUGAAAAGACACCACUCUUCCGUAACCAGGUCAUCAUCCCUCUGGUGUUGUCCCCAGACCGAGAUGAAGAUCUCAUGCGGCAGACUGAAGGACGAGUGCCUGUCUUCAGCCAUGAGGUGGUUCCUGACCACCUGAGAACCAAGCCUGACCCUGAGGUUGAAGAGCAAGAGAAGCAACUGACAACAGAUGCUGCCCGCAUCGGUGCUGAUGCAGCUCAGAAGCAGAUCCAGAGCUUGAAUAAAAUGUGCUCAAACCUUCUGGAGAAAAUCAGCAAAGAGGAACGAGAAUCAGAGAGUGGAGGUCUCCGGCCGAACAAGCAGACCUUUAACCCUGCAGACACCAAUGCCUUGGUGGCAGCUGUUGCCUUCGGGAAGGGGCUGUCUAAUUGGAGACCGUCAGGCAGCAGUGGUCCUAGCCAACCAGGUCAGCCAGGAGCUGGGACAAUCCUUGCAGGAGCCUCAGGCUUACAGCAGGUGCAGAUGACAGGAGCUCCAAGCCAGCAGCAGCCAAUGCUCAGUGGGGUGCAAAUGGCCCAAGCAGGUCAACCAGGGAAAAUGCCAAGUGGAAUAAAAACCAACAUCAAGUCGGCUUCAAUGCACCCCUACCAGCGGUGAGUGUGGCCAGCAACCUCCACUCCCAGAAGCUUUUUGCAGAGUUGGGCAGUGAAAUUGCCUUUUGCCCAACCCUGACCUAGAGGGGUACAAUAAAAAGAACAUGGGCUUUCAGCAGCAGACCUGUCCCAGCUC